UCUCUUUCGCCACAGGUCCAGAACAGUAUCCGGUUGCCGCUGGCCGGCCUGGCCCCUCCCCGCGUGUUGAUGUGCAGUGCCUCGAUGGGCGCGGAAGGAUCGGUCACGCUACAGCUGCGCGAAGCCGUCCCGGCACCGGAUGCGACCGGUUCGCUCGAUGGCGCCCUCACGAUCGGCUAUCCGGACUCGGAGAUGCUGGCCGACAUGCUCGGCACCUUCCAGGGUGCCUCGACUGGCGGGGCCGACUCCGACGGUGGCAGCUUUGACCUGCUCCAGGACACGGGCCGGACGGCGGCCGAACAGAUCGAGCACAUCCUCACGAAAUCCACCGCUUCCAGCUCGUCCUCGCUAGGUAAGAGGCGAUGAACAUCUAGCCGUACGGUGAAGGCGGCGAGGGGCACGAAAGCAGCCACGGAGAAAGCGAAUGCAAUCACCAACCGCCUGAGCAGCUCGUCCAGCACCAGCUCGUCGCCUUCGUCAUCGUCGUCGUCGUUGUCGGGCGUUCUGCAUCACGGCACCACGAUGGUGACCGUGAAAAGUGCCGCCAGUGGCAGCAGCCCCAGCGCCAGCAUUGCCGCGGCCAGCCCCACCGCCUCCACCACCAGCCUUGUCCUGACGGCCGUCGGUCGCAGCGAGACGAUUUCGCCGGCGAUGGCUUCCGGCAACAGCUCGGCGGCCUCGUCACCGUCGGCCGCCUCCUCGCCCGGCGGGCUGGCGAAGAAACCCCGGCCCAAGACGGUCUCACCGACCCGGCACGGGCCGCAGCAGUGUCAGGUCUGCAGCAAAGUGUUCGGGAACGCGUCCGCCCUGGCCAAGCACAAGCUGACGCACAGCGACGAGCGGAAGUACGUGUGCGGCAUGUGCUCGAAGGCGUUCAAGCGGCAGGAUCACCUCAACGGCCACAUGCUGACGCACCGCAACAAAAAGCCGUACGAGUGCAAGGCGGACGGAUGCGGCAAGUCGUACUGCGAUGCGCGAUCCCUGCGGCGUCACACGGAAAAUCAUCACACGGCGCUCGGCCUGGCGGGUGGCGCUUCCGGCACGGCCAGCCCCGGCCCCGGCGGAGGCAGCAAUGCCGGGCCACCCGGGGGGCUCAGUCUGUCCCCGGCGACGGCUAGUGGUGACGCUAGCUCUCCGCACGGCGCCACGCUCGUGCAGUUCAGUGCCAACGGAAGCAGCGGAACGACCGGUUCCGGUAGCUCCAGCAACAGCAAUUGCAGCCUUUCAAGUAGUUCGAGCAGUAGCAGCUCAAGCAGUAGUAGCAGCAGCAGUAGUAGCAGCAGCAGCAGCAGCAGCAGUAGUAGUAGUGGCAACGUGAGCGACUCCAACUCCAGCUGCAAGUCACCAUCGCCAAGCUCGCCGGCGCCCGGUUCCGGCAACGAGGGUCUCACCCGUCAGCAGCUCGAUCUCAUCUCGCAGAUCAUGCAGCAGACGAAGCAAGCGAACGCGGCCGCCGCCGCCGCCGCUGCCGCCGCUGCCUCCUCGUCCUCCUCCUCCAGCUCGAGCAACGCUUCCAACAACACCGCGUCAUCCAACACCAACGCUUCGGGUACCGGAGUUGGUGGCCAGAAAGUUCCGCUUCGUCCGCGGACCUGGAACAUGCAGCUGCAACUCAGCCAGAACAAGCUGUCCGCAACCGCAACGUCGUCGACGACGACGACGGCGACGCUGGUGAGCGCCGUCCCGAGCGUGUCCUCGCUAGCAGCCGCAUCGACGGUUGCGUCAUCGUCCCUCACCAGCACCCUCGUGUCCACCACCACCACCGCCAACAGCAGCACCAACACCAAGGUGCCAAACGCUGGCAGCGCAAGUGCCGAUCCUAAUGGACCACUCACGGCGCCGUCGGGCUCGGUGUCGUCCACAACUGCGUCCGGUGCGGUCGGUGCGGUUUCGACGGCCAACUCUGCCACGGCAACCACCACACUCACCACCGCCACCACCACUACCACCACCACCAGCCAACCCCAGCAAUCGGCAACCGGCAGCAACAACAGCAACAACAACAAGCUCGAGCAGAAACCGGUCGAGUGCAAUCUGUGUCACCGCAAGUUCAAAAAUAUUCCCGCCCUCAACGGGCACAUGCGGCUGCACGGGGGCUACUUCAAGAAGGACUCGGAGGCGAAGAAAUGUGAUAAGAAGGAGAACACCGGGCCACCGCUGCAGACAGCCAGCGUUGGCGUGCGGGCGCUGAUCGAGGAGAAGAUCAUCAACAAGCGAAGCAAGGACCUGAAGAAUCUAUUGUUGAAGGGUUCGUUCGUGGUGCCGGCGCCGCCCCUGACCGCCCGCCGGCUGAUCGAGGCCAGCGAAGCAUUCCUCUCGCCGAAGCCGGGCACGGUAGCGAUCGUCUCGACGCAGAACGGCACCACGCAGAUCAUCAACACCGGGACGCUCCACUCGAAGGCAACCAUCCUGACGGCGAGUAAUGCGGCCAGCACCAGCGCACCACCCGCGAUCACGAUCAACGGGCUGACGACGACGACGGCCGCCGGUACGAUCAUGGCCACGGGCAUCCCGCCCGGGACGGAGCUAAAGGAUGCCACGUUGAUCGAGCUGCUGAAGCGCGGCACGAAGGUGGCGGUGAAGCGAGCAGCAACGCCGAUACUCAACCAACAGCAGCAGUCGGUUGCGUCGUCCAUUACGACCACGACCUCGAGCUCUUCGGGAGCCGGGAACCUUAUCAGCACCGGUUCGCGAUCGGUUGUGCUACCCGGGACGACGAAGCUAACGACGACAUCCUCGAGUGGUCUGAUGAGCUCGACAGCGGACAGUGGUCCACUUUCGCUGACGAUCUCCCAGGCCACGGGAGGUAGUACAGCUGGGGACGUGUUCACACUGGCCUACUCCACCGACACCGGUGGAGGGACGACCUUCUUCAGCGAUAACGACGUCUACAGCGUGAGUGAAACGGCAAUGCUCCUGCAAGCCGUCGAUUCCAUCCAGCUAUUGCAGGACUCCAACUCCGCCGAACCGCUGGACGAAAUCGCCCUCUCGGACUACAGCUCCAUCACCGACCAGGGUUUUACGCCGUCGCGCCAGAUUCAGGCCGUGCUCGAUUCUCCGCUACCCGAGAGUCUCGCCGAGUUCGGGGCUCUCAACUCCAAAGACUUCGUCCUGUACGGGAGCUCGCAGCCGUCGUCCGUUAGUAACGGACCGUCGGGCAACUCCACCGGCGCCGGCACUAACCUGCUCGAGUCACCGUCGGGUGCGCACCUAUCUCCGCUUCCCUCACCAUUGGCCUACCCAACGCCACCGGCUUCGCAUGAGGCGGUGGCCCAGGCAUCGCCUUUCCUAGACGACUCGCGCCACUUCACCGAUGCGGGUUCGUUCUUCGACGACAAGCGUGGUCAGAACUUCCUCGACGAUGGGUUCUUCAAGAGCGAGCCCAAGGGCGAUGAACACGGUGCGGGACCGGGAGCGGGUAAGCUUACCGACAGCGAGAAGAUACUGGCGCUGAAGAACGAGCUGCUUGACCAUGAGCACCACGAUCUGUUCCGGUCGAACAAGAACCUGUUGGACGAGCACUGCUCGGAGCUGUUCAAGUCGGAGGAUAGCUUUUUCGCCGAAUCGAAACCGUCGCCGGUCGACGGGACGUCCAAGAUGAACCUGGACUUCCUCGACGACGCGCAGGUGUUCAUCGAGGAGACACGGAACGCUGCCUCGCCGCUCUCGAAUGCGUUCUUCUCCGCCACCAUGCACGCCGCAUCCGCCGAGGAGGUGAAGGAGGCGCUCGAGGUGGUACUACCGCACGACGAUGACAUCGGCGUGUCCGAGGGUGACAUCGACCUCUACUACCUGAACGGCCUUUCCUCGCUGCAGUCGCAGAUGAUGCCCAACUCGGACGAUCCGCUGCUGUCGUCCUCGCCGAAAGACUUCGCCCACCGUCAGCAUCAGAAGUUCCUGUUCGAGCAGAGCCAGCAGCAAGCGCUGCAACACCAUCAGCACCAGCAGCAACAAAUCCAGCAGCAACACCUUCGACAGCAGCAACAGCAGCAGCAGAAUCAUUCAUCCACGCACAAUCAUCCACUGCAGCAGCAAGUGGCCGCCGCCAACAACUGUAUGCCACCUAGUGCCAAAAAGUCGAAACCUUGCGUCGGCGACUCCGGGACGAUCCUCGCCGGUGACUCGAGCAAGGUCCCACUCACCGUACAAACCGAACCGAUGUCCAAGGGCACGGACAGUGUGUUCCUCAGCCCGAGCAGCCUGUCGUCGCACAGCUCUUCGUCGUCGUCGUCGUCCUCGAUGGCGACUUCCGCCGCUUCGCCCAAGCUCCAGCACGCCCUCCUAGGAGGCGGUGGAGGAAGUAUCAUGUGGCCUCGCAAGCGAUCCCAGACAUCCACCGGAGGCAACGGGCUGAGCCACCCGAUGGGGCAACGUAAGCCAACCGUCUACCUGUCCAAGCUGCGCCGUUCGACCACGACGUCCCUCCCGGCCGUUCACUACACGCCUUCGCCUAUGCUGAACCCGGAACGAACCGGUUCCACCGGGCUGUACGCAAACGUGGUGCAUAAUCGCGCGUCCGGCCUGGACACCGAUCUCGACAGUACGAUGGACAGCACGAGCGACAUCUUCUCCGAGCCGCCCCUGCCUAUACGGCCCCGGAUCAACCUCGGUCCGGACUAUCAGGCAACGCUGCCCGACUGCACGCGUCCCAGUGUCUACAGUGCGCUGCAGGGGUACUCCGCAAACCCGACGCAACUGUGGGAUCCUGCGGUCGCACACAACGAGCGCCAGGUACAGCGUUUCAUCGAACUGGCGCGAUCUUCGGCCGCCCCCCUCGGUUGCCACUCGGAGGAGAACGCCCUCCAGGCGCUGCUGGAAGCGAACGGCGAGAUUCACGUCGCCAUCCUGAGCAUGCUGCAAGCGCCACCGGCAAGCAUCCAUCGCCGCUGGACCGCCGGUGAAAUCGAGCAAUUCAUCCAGGGUCUCGAGAGCUACGGCAAGGACUUCCAUCGGAUCGCCCGCGAGCUCCUGCCCGCCAAGUCGACGGCCGACUGCGUCCAGAUGUACUACUUCUGGAAGAAGCUCUGCAUCGACUACAAACAUUCGCACGGCGGCGCGCACCGGCUCGUGGACGGGCUGGUGGCGUCCAAGUUCGCCGGUUCAUCAUCGCCGUCCCCACCACCGACUGCCCCUGCACCACCUCCACCACCACCACCGGUGGAAGACCUGUUGAUGGACCAUCUGGACUAUACAAGUACCACGAUCGGCUCGGCGAAGGGUCACCACUCGACUCAGUCGACGGCUUCGACGCACGGAAGUGCUCAUCAGCCUUCCGGUAACGCACACAAUGCGCCCAGCGAUGUCCGACCGCACGUAUGCGAGGUUCCUGACUGUUCAGCGAGCUUCUCGUCGAAAGCGGCCCUUCACGGUCACAUCCGCAUUCACUGUAUCGGACGUAGCCACAGCGCAAUUCAAAAUGGUAAUUUCUUGAGUGCCGCCGGUAACCCCAUUAACCCUAACCUCAUACCGACAAAGGAUGACUAUCCCUGCAAGGUGUGCGGCAAGGUUUUCAAUAAGGUAAAAAGCCGAAGCGCCCACAUGAAGUCACACCGGCCCCAGGAUGCAAGCGAUCAACUGCAACACCAGCUGCAACUGCACCAGCAGCAGCUGCAGCAACGCCAGCAAGAUAGCGAAAAACAAGGCACCACCGGCGACCAGCAGCCAUCCAAAUAA
Molecule: messenger RNA, 5673 nt
Organism: Anopheles coustani
Lineage: Eukaryota; Metazoa; Arthropoda; Insecta; Diptera; Culicidae
Product: serine-rich adhesin for platelets
Exons: 10
Biological process (GO): negative regulation of DNA-templated transcription; regulation of transcription by RNA polymerase II
Cellular component (GO): transcription regulator complex; histone deacetylase complex
Molecular function (GO): transcription corepressor activity
Source: RefSeq, a predicted model, not a curated record